Molecule: messenger RNA, 4346 nt
Organism: Corythoichthys intestinalis (scribbled pipefish)
Lineage: Eukaryota; Metazoa; Chordata; Actinopteri; Syngnathiformes; Syngnathidae
Product: piggyBac transposable element-derived protein 4-like
Exons: 2
Coding region: 2659-4299 (546 amino acids)
Source: RefSeq, a predicted model, not a curated record
CACCCAUAGUCGGGUUUUUAGAACUGCAGACACCCCCUCACCUAAAACAAGUGCCCUCGGGUCCCUUGAGCUACAAAAACUCUUUAAUAGGUUUCUGGCAUUCCUAGAGGAAGCUAUAAAGUUAUAUUAUGGAGGUUCAUGUUUAUGGAGUUUAAUUAAACCGGCUCACCCUUUACUAGUUGCUUCAUGGUAAAAUUAAACAUACCAGCAAGAGAAGUGUUGUUUUGGCUUAGAAUUAUUUUAGAUGUAUUUAUUAAUAUAGUUUUUCAUCUCAAACAAGUAGCACUAUUAUAAUCGACCAGGUGCUAGAAAAUGACAGCGUUUGAAGGGGUGUAUCAAAUCAAAAUCGAUCAAAAUGCGAAAUAUCAACAUUGUCGUCUUUUAAGUGUAGUAUUUUGUUAAAAAUAAUGGUUUUCAUUCAAAUGUUUGAAAUGCUUUAGCAACAAAAUUGUCAAAACUAAGACGUGUGAAAUUAUUUUAAGAGGGUUACAAUAUAGUGUUGAAUCUAUGCAAGGUAUCGUGACUUUUUAUAUAUGGCGGAAAACAUUUUCACUUGCAUGUUUUGAAAAAUAUUUAUAUAGCGGAAAACAAUUAGGUGACUUAAGUUCCGCUCUGAGACCCCCAAUUUGGCCAAAUUUCAAAAUUGUUCUAUAUGCAUGUGUGAUCAUUGAAAGCUUAAAAUCUAUAUCUUGUGGGGGAAGAAAAAUUCUGAACAGAAGGGCAUAAAAUUUUUUUUUUUUUUUUAAUUAAAAAGCAAAACCUUAACUGGAGGUGAGAACAUAAUUAGACGCCAUGAUUUUAAUGAGAUCGCGUAGUUACCUUGUUUCGUUCCGAAAACUCCUUGUAGCAUGUAUCACAGUGUCAAGACACAGCUGUGAAUGGCCACAGCCGGAUUUUUUUGCUGAUUUUAUGGGUGAAACAUGGUAGUAUAACAAGGGUCGCGAUACAGAAAUUGCAGACAUCAAGGAGUGGUCGAGAUGUUCUUUUAUGUAUAUUUACUAAGGCUGUCAAACGAUUAAUUUUUAAUCGCGUUAAUCACAGCUUAAAAAUUGUAAUUAAUCGCAAUUCAAACAUCUCUAGAAUAUGCCAUAUUUUUCUGUAAAUUAUGUUGGAAUGGAAAGAUGAGACACAAGACGGACAUAUACAUUCAUCAUACUGUAUAUAAGUAAUGUAUUUGUUGAUUAUAGCAAUAAAUCCACAAGAUGGCAUUAACAUUCUUUCUGUUAAAGGGAUCCAAGGAUAGAAAGACUUGUAGUUCUUAAGAUAAAUGUGAAUACAAGUUAUAGUAAUUUUAUAAUAAAACCCCUCUUUAAUUUUUCGUUUUAAUAAAAUUUGUAAAAUUUUCAAUCAAAAAUAAACUAAUAGCUCACCAUUGUUGAUGUCACCGAGCGGGACGUCACAUGGGCUCCCUGCCUUUCUUCCACAGUGUCUUUAACUACGUAAGGUAGUGAUUGAAAUACACCGCAAGGUGUCAAUGGAGAGUUUUAGAGAUCUAGCCAAGGCAAAGACUGAGUAAGUUUUAUGCAUAUUUUGCAUAGCUAUUUUGACUGGGAAUGAGUUUUUUGCAUUGACACUAGAACGACCAGAGGUUUUGGUGCUCCCUAAUGUUGCCAGUGGUGUCCCUUUUUGGGAUGUUAGUCCAAACUGACAACUCCAAUGGUCACAUGAACAUCUCUUCAAAUUUAGCCAUUACCUGAGGAGGGGGAUGGGGGAACCCUGCCUCAAUCGGGCAACUUUCAGAAACUGAACACUGUGUUGUGACUUCCUACUUGACUUGACUUUACUUGACUGCUAAACUUCUGAGGAUAUUUUCAUAAUAGUAUUUUAACAAUUCUAAUUUAUUCGGCUGUAUUUGUAUGAAUACCCUCUACAUGUUAAAAAAAACAAUUUUGAAAAGAUCAAUUAACAAUUUGCUGUGGAUAUACAUCGAUAUACAUAGACAUUUAGAAAUACUGCAACUCGGCACACCAAGCAACAGUGGUAACAAGAAAAGCACUCAAGGAGGGCUGACCUCCACCAAGCGCAACAUCCCAGCCCCCCCAACACCGAUCACCCCAAAAAUGUAAUCAGUUCUACCUGUUCACACUAUUAAUCAUUCCUGAAAAUUUCAUCUAAUUCCGUCAAACCGUUUUUUUGAGUUAUCCUGCUCACAAACAGAUGAAAACAUUAACUCCUUGGCAGAGGUAAAAAUAAAGGUCCUUUCAAGUUGUACUACAGGGCAUAUACAUGGAUGCAAUUACAUAAACCUACCCUUUCUCUCUGUAAAGCGCUUUGGGGUGGCACUGUCACUGUAAAUGCUCUAUACAAAUCCUUUUCCCUUGAUAAUUGCCUUUUAUUGUAGAGUCGACUUGUUCAUGCAAGGUGCCGUGCCUAAGCGUUUACCACCUGUAGCAAAAAUGCAGAUACUUCGUUUCACAUGUUAGUUUAGGGCAUAUGCAUGGUUUAGAUAAAGGUUUUGCCAAGUGCCCCAUAACUCGACAGAAUUGGCUUUUAUUGUAGGGUUGACUUGUUUGCAAGGUGCUUCACCUCUGGAAUAUAAAUUGACGUAUGCAUGGUGGGCUAUAACUUGCAAAUUUGCAUGCAGGCUUUUGGUUUGAGGGGGAUAGAUAGGCGCAGAGUGCACCUUCACUUCAUUCACUUCACCUUCAUCACAGAAGCAUGCAGAAACCUCGUGUGCAGAGAAGGCCUACUACGCAGAAGCCAUUGUCAAUGAUCCUUGUCAAUACACCACUUUGUGAGUCCGAUGGCGAAGAAAUCAAAAUCGAAAAUUCAGACUCUUCUGAUGAGGAAACUUGUACUCCACUGCCAGAACCAAGAGCUUUGGUUGAACAUGGGCGAACAGAGGUUGCUAAAGAUGGCACAGUGUGGCGUGUAGAACAAUUGGCAAAACCUCUUUUCACUCCAGUUGAGCCAUACACUGCUGAUGGAGCUCCAACAGCCAAGACCAGAAGAAUCGUCACAAGUCGUCUUCAGAGCUUCUUGUGUUUCAUAUCGUUGCAGAUGCUUCGCAUGAUUCAACGUUGGACUGUUCAGCAUGGACGUCAUAAGGAACAUGAGAAUUGGUUCAUGGAUGUUCCAGAACUGAUGGGAUUCAUUGCUGUCCUAAUCUGGAAAGGGGUGACUCAAGUUCCAUCCUUGUGCGACAACUGGUCUGAGGACAUGGGGAACCCACGGAUCAUUGCUACAAUGGCUCGGAACCGCUUCCAAAACAUCAUGCAACAUCUCCGUUUUGAUGACAUGUACACACGUGCUGAGAGAGUACAGACUGAUAAGUUUGCUGCUAUUUCUACUGUUUGGGAAAGCUUUGUCAAAAACUGUAUCUCAGUCUUCACCCCUGGCCGACACAUUACAAUUGACGAACAGCUUUUCCCUUCAAAGACUCAGUGCGGUUUCCUGCAGUACAUUGCAACAAAACCUGACAAGUUUGGCAUCAAGUUUUGGGUGGCAUGUGACUUGAAAUCAAAGUACAUUUGCAAUGCAAUCCCAUAUCUCGGCAAGGACCCCAAUCGCCCCAGUGGUGAGAGACUGUCAGAGAGCGUAGUGAUGAAGCUGAUGGAACCAUUCUUGGACAAAGGCAGAACUGUAACUACAGACAAUUUCUUUACGUCACUCUCCCUUGCACAACGCCUGCGUAGCCGAAGAACCUCCCUCCUUGGAACUGUCAACAAGAUUCGCCGUGAAAUUCCUCCAUCAACAAGACAGGGUAACCAGAUUGAUUUCACCACACGAGUGUUUUCCACCCCUGAAGCAAUCCUGACGGUAUAUGCACCAAAACGCAAGAAGACUGUCUAUAUACUCAGCAGCAUGCACAGCCAAGUUGAGACUGAGGAUUCAUACAAGCAAAAGCCAAACACUGUGACCCAGUACAACCAAACCAAGUGUGGAGUGGAUGUGAUGGACCAGAUGGUGCGGGAGUACACUGUGCGUUCAGGAACACGGAGAUGGCCAAUUGCUGUGUUCUACAACAUGAUCGACAUGGCCGCACUGAAUGCUCACAUUGUUUAUCAGGCAUGCACAGGGGUGCAGGAAAGACGAGCAGAGUUCCUGGUUCAUCUGGCAAAAGAGCUGGCCAAAUUUCACAUCAAUGCGAAGAAAUCACGCGAAGACAAGAAGUUUCUUCAGCAGCCCCUCAGCACCGGUAAAAGAACAAAGUGUCAGGUUAGGGAUGGAUGCAAACGGAACUCUGCAGCCGGCAGAUGUGUUCACUGCUUCAAGUACACCUGUGGCAAAUGCAAGAAGGAGCCAGCAUUGGAGUGCCGACCCUGUUCUGACAGCCAAGACAAACUACGCAACCGCUGAAACACCAUUCAUUUAGCCAGGACGAUGUAGAUUUUGAUAAGUCUGUA